Kazachstania africana CBS 2517 is the source of this 1965-nucleotide messenger RNA. RefSeq lists its product as uncharacterized. Lineage: Eukaryota; Fungi; Ascomycota; Saccharomycetes; Saccharomycetales; Saccharomycetaceae. The coding region runs from base 1 to 1965 and encodes 654 amino acids. The transcript has a single exon. The record is from RefSeq and is a predicted model, not a curated record.
AUGCCCAAAAAAAUAAUACUAUGCUUCGAUGGAACAAAAGAAAACUUUGGUCCACAACCUUUCAGUAACGUACUAAAAAUAUACAGAUUAUUGAACCAAGCAAAUCCAGAUCAAUUAUGUUACUAUCAACCCGGUAUUGGAACACAAGCUGAUUUCGAUUUCGUUGAAGAUAUAAGAAGAAGAUUCACAAUCUCAACUUUGAAAAAUGUCCUCGAUGCCACUUUCGCAUUCUCAAUUACAGAUCAUAUCGUUUCCGCAUAUCUCUAUCUAAUGAAACAUUAUGAACAAGGUGAUUCCAUCUACAUGUUUGGCUUCUCCCGCGGCGCAUUUAUUGCAAGAGUCCUAGCAGGCAUGUUGGAAAGAGUAGGGCUAUUAAAUGUCGGUUUAGAAGAUAUGGUCAAAAUGGCAUGGAGAAUUUAUGAAUCAUGGGAAUUUGCUGAACAACCAAGUCAACCAAAUUAUACAAGCACUUUAAUUGAAGAAUUUAGAAAAAUUUUUUGCAGAGAUUAUGAAAUUAAAAUAUUUUUCCAAGGUUUAUUUGAUUCAGUAAAUUCAGUGGGAAUACUAAGAGAUCGACUAUUCCCAUGUACUCAAAGAAGCAAUAUUGUGGAUCAUGUGAGACACGCCUUAUCAAUAGACGAAAGACGUGGAAAAUUUAAACAAUUUUGUUUCACUCCAAAUCCAUAUGCCCCACAAUUGUUCUCUCUCACUUAUAAAGCUUACGAAUUGGAAAGUUUCCCCAGGGAAAUACUACAAGAAUGGACUUCAUCCAGUUCAAGUUCAAGUGCCACUACAAAUGAUAGAUUAUAUAACAGCGCUUUUCUCAUCGAAAAUUCAGAGUUUCAAAUGAGUCCAAAAUCUGUUAGAAGUGAACCAACUUAUCAGCAUGAAAGACAGAAACCUAAUCUAUCAAUUUGGAACGCUGUAUUUCGUAAGAAAAGUGAUAAUAAUUCGAAUUUGAUUAUAGGAGAAAUCAAUGAAUAUCUAACAACAAAAACCCAUAGAAAGAUUGCGGUUUGCUCUCAUACAAGCAUUGAAGGAACUUUCAGAGUGCAACCGGCUUCUUUGAAGAGUUUGGGCUCAACGUCAAAUGACCUCAUUGAAAAAUGGUUUCCUGGUGAUCAUUCGGAUGUUGGUGGAGGUUGGGCUCCAGAUUGUGAAGCUAAACAGAGUGUCUCUGAUAUCUCGCUGCGAUGGAUUAUUGCUGAAUCUGUCAAACAUGGUGUUGAAUUUAAGAGAGGUAUAAUUCAUGAUUUCGAUAAAAGACAUAGUUCACUUGGCGCAUUAUUUGCAUCGACUCAUGACUACUUGAAAGUUGAUGAAAAUCAUGACAUUGAUUCUAUAGGACGUGUUAUUGGAGAGAAAAACGCCAAUUUGGAGUGCCAACUGCUCAAGUUGAUAGAAGCAAAUAAUUCUAAAGAUGCUAGUCAAGAAAUUGAUAUUGAUUACAGAUGUGGUCAGUUAAACAGAUUUAUGUCCUAUAUAUGGUGGUUAUUGGAAUUUUUGCCAAUUGGUAUAAGAAUUGAAAAUAAAGAGGGCAAGUGGCGCAACGUCUAUGUACCAAACUUUGGAAGGCCAAGAUAUAUUCCUCAAUAUGGUGACAUGCAUUGGUCUGUUUAUUGGAGGAUUAAAUAUAUUGAUCAGUAUAGACCAAAUAAUUUACCAAGAUACGUUCGAAAACUAAUUGACCAAUUUUUCCAUGUAAAGUUGAGGCAAGCCAGUUGUAACGUUACGACAACAAAAAUUCAAACAAAAAAUGAAGAUGUAUUGCCAUAUUUCCACAAUUCAUUGCGAACAAUUAAUGAAUACAGUAAUAUGUGUAGUCCGAAUGAAUACACUUAUGAUGCUGUUAUUGAACUCAAAUUUCAUCAACAACAAUCAAAUAUUUUAUUGUGGGAGAAAAGUGGCUGGAGUGAAGUACCCGACGAUUUGGCACAUUUGUUAGCCGCAAAUCCAGACUUAUAA